GUGAAAUACUGACUCACCGUUGUCACUAUGGCAAGUCUGUUCAGCAUUGUGGCCAUGCUGGCUAUGCUGUCCACCGGGUUGUGUGAGGAGAAAAACUUUCUGCAGCGGGCUGGUGUGGCCUUUAACAGCAGACAGUACAGGUCUUUGCUUACUGUGAACAACGGAGAGCAGUUUGGAAACUGGACCUGGCCAGAGAUGUGUCCUGAAAAGUUCUUUGCAGUUGGCUUCAGUAUCAGGGUGGAGCCAAACCAGUAUGGGGGGGAUGAUACCGCCCUGAACGGGAUUCGCCUCAUCUGCGCCAAAGAUGGUGCCCGAAGCUUCCUGUACUCUAUUGAGUCCCACACUGGCUACUUUGGCGACUGGUCCCAGCCUCAGUACUGCCCCACUGGUGUGCUCACGUCUUUCCAGAUUCGUGUGGAGCCCCAUCGGGGAAUGUUUGGUGAUGACACGGCUGUCAACAACAUCAGGUUCCGCUGCAGCAGUAACCCGACUCUGGAGGGACCUGGUACGGAGUGGGGAGAGUAUGGCCACUGGAGCCAGGAAUGUCUUGAUGGAGGAAUCUGUGGCAUUGAGUCCAAGAUGGAGGAAUACCAGUACGGCCUGGAUGACUCCAGCCUCAAUGAUGUGCGCUUCCACUGCUGUGCCAAGCCUCAGCAGUGAUCUGCAGGUGAGAACCUUGGUCGAGCCCAUCUCCAACACUCGAAACUCAAAGAUGACCAAUAAUAAAACACUCAUCUGAA
This is a messenger RNA of Monopterus albus (swamp eel), 740 nucleotides long. RefSeq names its product vitelline membrane outer layer protein 1 homolog. The record is from RefSeq and is a predicted model, not a curated record. Bases 28 to 660 code for a protein of 210 amino acids. NCBI's taxonomy places the organism in Eukaryota, Metazoa, Chordata, Actinopteri, Synbranchiformes, Synbranchidae. The transcript is spliced from 4 exons.